Aspergillus alliaceus is the source of this 2573-nucleotide messenger RNA. RefSeq names its product snoRNA-splicing protein PRP40. The coding region runs from base 119 to 2482 and encodes 787 amino acids. Gene Ontology annotation, cellular component: U1 snRNP; U2-type prespliceosome. The transcript has 4 exons. Lineage: Eukaryota; Fungi; Ascomycota; Eurotiomycetes; Eurotiales; Aspergillaceae. Gene Ontology annotation, molecular function: RNA binding; protein binding. The record is from RefSeq and is a predicted model, not a curated record. Gene Ontology annotation, biological process: mRNA cis splicing, via spliceosome.
GGGGUGCAUAUGCAAACAGUGCAAACACUCUCCAUGAAUCGACGGCUUCUUUUUCGAAGCUCCGCGUGUCCCAACUGAGCGACAGCACUUGUUCCUCAAGGACGUUCCCGCAACCACGAUGAAUCCAAUGAAUGGCCCAGGGGCGCCUCCUCUUUGGCAGGAGGCUCGAAAUGCUGAAGGGAGGGUAUACUAUUACAAUGUUCAGACAAAAGCCACGCAAUGGGCUAAGCCUGUCGAGUUGAUGACUCCCGUCGAGCGAGCUUUGGCGAAUCAACCAUGGAAAGAAUAUACUACUGAGGGUGGCCGAAAGUAUUGGUACAAUACGGAGACCAAGCAAAGCACUUGGGAGAUACCAGAUGUCUAUAAAAACGCCUUGGCGCAAGCCCAAGCAGCCCAACCUCCACCCGCAGCGGCUCCGACAUUUGUCGCAGGCGGAGUCAGCUCGUUUUCCUCUUAUCCACAGCAGCGUGAACGCGAAGACUACGACCGAGGAUAUGGCGAUAGGCGUGGUGGAUAUGGCUCGGUUGAUGCUAAUGGACUCGCGGCUGCUUCUAUGCUGGGAACACCUGCGGAGCCAGAAUACGGCUCGCUCGAAGAGGCGGAAAGUGCGUUCAUGAAGAUGCUUAAACGCCAUAAUAUACAACCAGACUGGACUUGGGAACAGACUAUACGCGCGACGAUUAAGGAUCCUCAAUACCGUGCUCUGAAAGAUCCUAGAGACCGCAAGGCAGCCUUUGAAAAAUAUGCGGUCGAGGUUCGCAUGCAGGAAAAGGAUCGGGCGAAAGAAAGAUUCGCUAAGCUUAGAGCAGAUUUCAAUACCAUGCUGAAGCGCCAUCCUGAAAUUAAGCAUUACAGUCGCUGGAAGACCAUCCGGCCGAUCAUUGAAGGUGAGACCAUCUUCAGGUCUACAGACGAUGAAAGUGAGAGGCGUCAACUCUUCGACGAGUAUGUCCUCGAGCUCAAGAAGGAGCACGCCGAACAGGAAUCCGUCAAGCGUAAAGCUGCAAUGGAUGAGCUGGUCAACAUACUGAAGUCGCUCGAUCUCGAGCCGUACACACGUUGGUCUGAAGCACAGGCCAUUAUUCAGUCAAAUGACCAAGUUCAAAGUGACGAUAAGUUCAAAUCCCUCAGCAAGUCUGACUUUUUGACUGCCUUUGAGAACCAUAUUAAGGCUCUUGAGCGGACAUUCAAUGAUGCGCGCCAACAACAGAAAGCUGCCAAGGCAAGAAAAGAGCGCCACGCUCGUGAGCAGUUCAUUGAACUAUUGAAAGAACUGAGGUCCCAGGGCAAGAUUAAGGCCGGCAGCAAAUUCAUGAACAUCUACCCAUUGAUCAAAGAAGACCCACGCUACCUUGGAAUCUUGGGCAACUCGGGGUCAUCUCCCCUAGACCUUUUCUGGGAUGUGGUCGAGGAAGAAGAGCGGUCACUUCGGGGCCCGCGUAAUGAUGUUUUGGAUGUCCUUGAUGACAAACGUUUCGAGGUUACGCCCAAGACUACCUUUGAGGAAUUUCAUAACGUUGUCCUUGCUGAUCGUCGCACAGCAAAUCUUGAUCAAGAAAUUCUUCAACUUCUCUUCCAGCGCAUUCAAGAUAAGGCUAUCCGAAGGACUGAAGAGGAGAAGCAUGCAGCCGACCGUCAUCAGCGCCGUGCGAUCGAUGCCUUGCGCUCACGGAUGAAACGCCUAGAGCCCCCUAUCCGGCCAACAGAUACUUGGGAUCAAGUGCGUCCGAGAGUAGAAAAAUAUGAGGAGUAUAAGGCCAUCGAAUCGGACGAACUUCGACAAGCUGCCUUUGACAAGGUCAUUCGCCGCCUGAAAGAAAAAGAAGAGGAUGCUGAUCGGGACCGUGACCGAGAUCGUGGUAGCCGGCGCGAUCAUUAUGACCGCAGUGACCGUGAUCAUCGUAGCUACAGAGGUGAGCGCAGAGGAGCUUCCAGCCGUCAUAGCCGUACUCCUGAGCCCGAUGCCUACGAAGCUGAUCGGCGUAAAGCCCAGGCCGACCGGGAGCGUUCUUACCGGAAAGCCAGUGGGCUUUCGCCAGUGCGAGAGAGACGAGAGGAACGUGAUCGAGACAGGGACCGCGAUAGAGAGCGCUACCGCGAGCGUGACCGUGAUUGGGAUCGGGAACGAAGCACUCGUUCCCUCAGCCACUAUGACCGCGAACGCCGCGAUCGGGAAGAAGAGCGUGAAAGGCUGUAUCGCACUCGCGGAGAUCCACGGGGCAAUCGAGAUGAGCUUGACUACGGUGCUGACACUCGAAGCACCGUCAGCAAUGACCGUCGGCGCAGGCGCGAUAGCGACACAGAAAGCGUUGCCAGUCGGUCUGCUAAACGCUAUCGCCGUGACAGUCGUGAGCGAGAGCGCAGUGGAGGUGCCAAGCGCGAUAAGGACCGUCGCGAACGCACCCCGGCUGUAGAGGAAGCAAAGAAGGAGGAGAAGGCCGUUCAUUCAGGUAGUGAAGAAGGAGAGAUUGAAGAAGAUUAGGCAUUAUAGUGGGAUGAAUAUGCAAUUAGGAAGUCAAUACAUGGAUGUAAAACGAACAAAGAGAACCACCUGGCCGGGGCGAGAUGUUAAU